AUGCCGGACAUAUUACAGCUAUAUGCUCGAGAAAAUGUUGGCAAAAGAACGAUAUUACCAUCGUCGUUCGUGGGCAGUCAUCGAGACAUGACUCAACAGUACGUGGAUGGAAUGGCUAUUAUUCUUAAAGAAGUGCUAAGGCAUAUGGUCCAUGGUCCUUGCAGAACACUAAAUCAAUCUUCACCGUGCAUGAAGAACGGUCAAUGUAAACGCAACUACCCAAAAGAGUUCAUACCAGAGACACGACGAGGUGAUGACUCAUAUCCUCAAUAUAGGAGACGAUUUGAUACUCCAAUCCCUAUAAACCAAAAUGUCACAAUUGACAAUAGAUGGGUGGUUCCGUACAACCCUUGGCUACUACUGAAGUAUGAUUGUCAUAUCAAUGUAGAGAUAUGUAGCAGUAUUAAGAAUAUAAAAUAUCUAUACAAGUAUUGUUAUAAGGGACCAGACCGUGUGGCAAUGGAGGUUCACAGAAGUUCUCAUUAUGAUGAGGUGCAACAGUUUAUUGAUGCAAGAUGGAUUUCCGCUUCAAAGGCAUGCUGGAGGAUAUUUAGAUUCAACCUUUACCGAAUGUACCCAUCAGUUGAAAGGUUGCAAGUUUAUUUUCCAAAUCAACAUCAAGUGAGCUUUUAUGAGCACCAAACUAUUUCUGAAAUAGUUAAUAAUGACUAUUUCUGA
Molecule: messenger RNA, 678 nt
Organism: Arachis duranensis
Lineage: Eukaryota; Viridiplantae; Streptophyta; Magnoliopsida; Fabales; Fabaceae
Exons: 3
Coding region: 1-678 (225 amino acids)
Source: RefSeq, a predicted model, not a curated record